GGAAGGCGCGAAUAUUGACAUUUAUGUUGACGAUUUUGUUUUGCAAUCCGCACUCGUAUUAUACUUUAUUUUAUUUUAUGAGUAAAAUUGACUAAAAUAUGCUGUAAAUCUAUUUUAUCUACAAUCAUGGGUAUUACGGGUUUAUUAUCGUUGGUAGAAAAGGCCUCGAGGCCGGCUAAUAUUAAUGAAUUUAGUGGUUGUACAGUGGCUAUUGAUUCUUAUUGUUGGCUUCAUAAAGGCACAUAUUCUUGUGCUGAUAAAUUAAUCCGAGGAGAGCAAACUGAUAUGCACAUAAGAUACUGUAUGAAAUAUGUGACAAUGCUGUUAUCGAAUAAUAUUAAACCUAUACUAGUAUUUGAUGGGAGACAUCUCCCUGCUAAAGCUAUGACAGAAUCUAAGAGAAGAGAAUCUCGUGACACAUCAAAGAAAAGAGCAGCUGAACUUUUGAAGCUUGGGCAGACUGAAGAAGCUCGUAAAUAUAUGAGGCGUGGUGUGGACAUCACACACUCUAUGGCACUGAGUCUCAUCCAAGAGUGCAGGAAACGCAAUGUAGACUGUAUAGUGGCACCGUAUGAGGCUGAUGCACAACUAGCAUACUUGAAUAUCAAGAAUAUAGCGCACAUAGUCAUUACUGAAGACUCUGAUCUCAUUUUGUUUGGGUGUACUAAGAUAUUUUUUAAAAUGUCCACGGAAGGUGCGGGUAUACUAGUAGACACAGCAAAGCUACCUCUUGUAAUGAAUUGUCCAAUAGAGAGAUAUUCCUUUGACAAGUUCAGGCAAAUGUGCAUUAUGUCUGGCUGUGACUAUCUGGCAUCCCUGCCAGGCAUCGGGCUAGCGAAAGCGAAGAAGUUUGUCAGUGCUACACAGGAUCCUAAUUUUGCUAAUGCACUUAAAAAACUGCCAAGCUUCUUUAAUAAGUCUACCUUGGUGGUGUCUGAUGACUACAGGGAAAGUUUUCUGAAGGCGGAAGCUACGUUCAAACAUCAGUAUGUUUACGAUCCCCUUGAACGGAAGAUGGUGAGACUGACUGAGCCUGAUGAUGAAGAAAUCGAACAGGCAUUUUGUGGGAAUGCUGGUGAACUGUUGGAUCCUAAAAUAGCAUUCGAAUUGGCACUAGGAAACCUGGAUCCCUUCACAUUGAAGAAAAUGGAUGACUGGCAUCCAGAUUACAGUAUGAAUAAGAAUGAACCAGUAAAAACGAAUAACUGGCAAGAGAAAGGAGUAUCUUCACAUCCAAGUAUCUGGAGCAAAGAGUUCCAACGAUACCUUGACGAAUCUCAACCUUGGCGGAAGAAGGAGAAGAAACCGGAGUCUAUAUUACCUGGUGUGAUCAGUAGGCCGAGGAAAGUUGUCAAUCUAGUCAGUAAAUACGUUCCUGAAACGCAGGAUGAAAGUUUAUCAACAGAAACACUAAGAAAUAUGUAUUGUACAGAACCAGCUGCGAAAAAGCAGAAAAUUGACUGUGAUAAUGAACUUAGCGAAACCUUUACACAAAGUACUGAAGAUCAACACAAUAGACCAAUCAACGAAGACGAAAGUUCAGAUCAAUUUAGUAUACGAAAUGACAAAUCACCAAUACUAGAAAAUAAAGAGAGAUCUUUCAAAAAAUUCUUGAAAACUGAUCAAAAUUCAGUGCUAAAGAAGCUCAGUAGAUUUCCUCGAACAGUCUUAGACAAUAAUGUAGUACAAAGUAAAUUCUUCCCUUCCAAUCAAGAGGUUUCAUCCAAUGACGGUAACAUAUCUAAAGAAAGUAUUACUAUAGAGGAAUCUCCGGAGCAUUCUAGUAGGAAUCCAUUUAAGAAACGCACUAAAAUGAGCGAUGAAGAUUCUCAGAAGGAGAAUUUUGAGUGUAAUACUAGCCCUGUUAGGUCUAGUAGUCCUAUUUUGGAACCUAGUCCGAAAUGCAGAAAGAAUAUUAUUGUUGAUGUUGUUUUGGAUGAACAGGUUGUCGAUAGUGUAGGUAGUGAGGACUCUGUGAUUGAUAAUACUUAUCCUAUGGAGACUUUGGUUACACCUACCGCAUCGCAGUCAUCAUACGGUGCUUCUCAACCGCAAUCGCAGCCCAUAUUUGGCAGCCAAUCAAAUAAGCUGGGAAACUUGAAAGGUAUCAAAAAGACUGCGCCCAAAGUGAACGGGGUUAAGAAAUCGCCGCCUCUACCUAAAAAUCAACCAACUUUGUUGAGCAAAUUUGGAUUUCAGAGAAAGCCUGCUUUGAAAAGGUGAUGCCGUGAUGGCGAAUUAUUGUGAUAAUCUACAUGAAUAGUGUAGAUAUAAUAUUGUUAUUUUAAGUUUAAGCAUUUGAAAUGUGCAUCUAAUUUAUUGAUAAUGUUACUUGACUGAAUAUUAUGUUUUAUAUAAUCGAGAUCGCAGCUACGCGGCAAUACUGUUGACUGUAAUUAUGUUUAUAAUUUGUUUUAAGUGAUAAUAAAUGUUUUUGGGUCAAUGUCCAAAACGGGCGCACUCGUAUGCGCCCCUCAGAUAUAGAUAUUUAAUUUAAUUAACUAAUUAACAAUUUAAAAUAACAAUAAUAUACAAUUUGGCAAUAGGCUAACCACCUAUUACAUGGGACUUACAACAUAAAUUGUGAAAAGUGGGUGUACAUUAUACAGUGGCAUUACGUGCCAUAAUGUGCCUCUGUCUAUCCCUUCGGGGUUUAAAGGCGUGACGAUAAGUAUGUAUGUACUAUUUGAAUAUUAUUAUUCCCAAUGAGAUACAUAACCACCAUUAAACAUCUGAAAAGCGCCAGAGCGAUCACACGAUU
This is a messenger RNA of Spodoptera frugiperda (fall armyworm), 2761 nucleotides long. RefSeq names its product exonuclease 1 (gene tos). NCBI's taxonomy places the organism in Eukaryota, Metazoa, Arthropoda, Insecta, Lepidoptera, Noctuidae. The coding region runs from base 127 to 2223 and encodes 698 amino acids. Gene Ontology annotation, biological process: DNA recombination; mismatch repair. Gene Ontology annotation, cellular component: nucleus. The transcript has 11 exons. The record is from RefSeq and is a predicted model, not a curated record. Gene Ontology annotation, molecular function: 5'-flap endonuclease activity; DNA binding; 5'-3' DNA exonuclease activity.